UGAAGGACGAUCUGUGAAAUUCAUGGCCAAAGUACAGUAUUCGCUUACUGGUCCAUUUUAACGUUUGGACUUGAGCAGAGAAUUUGAUGGAACUUAAUCAACCUUCGCCCUUCAACAAAAUCGUGUAGACAAGUUUCAAGCUCGUAUAGGAGCAGGGAUCUCCGAUCCCUCGAGAGAAGGGCUGCGGCCUGCGGCCUGCGGGCAGGUUUUGGCUGCCUGAACAACUCCUCCAUAUGAGAUGUCCGAAUUGCAUGCAGAGGAUCCUCGCUCAACCGGAACAAAUGUUACUGCAAUUUGAGUGAUUUCCAAGCAUUCUACGGCUAUGAUCUUUUUAGCUACUUAUCCUCCAGACUUCCAGGAUCGACUAGAAUCACGACACGUGGAACAUCACCUCCCUCCCCCCUAAUACGCACCCCCGGCGCAUCGUAUCACACGCCACCUCAUCACCACCCGGCACACCUACCUUAGGGUCGGCUCUCCCUAGUCCCCGCCACGAAGACCAAACUUUAUAUACUCCCUCUACAACCGACCAUCAAAAACCAUGUCCGUUGCUCUCUCUCCAACGCGCCUCUCUCUGGCGCCCUCUCUUCCCCAUGCGCACUUUAGCCCGCCCCUCCCUUCCAUGUCUAUCCUACGCCGCUUCAACCUCCGCCAACUAAAGCUCCACCACCACCACCGCCGCAGAUCCGCUACAGCCGUCGCCGCCGCCGUACGGCAAGACACAAUAGUCUGGACCCAAGCGCCGCUCUCCGAGAUCAAGCCUGCCGCCGAGUCCCUCUUCCACGUGAGCAUCGACGUCUCCGACGCCCCUGACCUCGCUGCGUCCCACACGUGCGCCGGGCAGUACCUCCAGCUCCGAGUCCCCGACUUCGCCAAGCCUUCCUUCCUGGCCAUCGCGUCCCCGCCCUCGUUCGUGGCGGCGCGCGGCGCGUUUGAGUUCCUGGUGAAGAGCGUGGCCGGCUCCACCGCCGAGCUGCUCUGCGGCUUGAAGAAAGGCGAUGUGGUUGAACUCAGUCAGGUUAUGGGGCGAGGGUUCGAUGUCGACCUCAUCGAACCGCCAGAGGCUUAUCCUACGGUUCUGAUUUUCGCGACCGGAUCGGGAAUCAGUCCAAUCCGGUCUCUCAUUGAGUCAGGAAUUGGUGCUUCUAAGAGAUCUGAUGUGAGGCUUUAUUAUGGGGCUAGAAACCUUAAGCGAAUGGCUUAUCAGGAGAAAUUUAAAGAUUGGGAAUCUUCUGGGGUUAAGAUUGUGCCUGUAUUAUCCCAACCAGAUGACAGUUGGAGGGGUGAAAGUGGCUAUGUACAGGCUGCUUUCACUAGAGCGAAGCAAAUUUACAGCCCUCAGUCUGCUGGUGCUGUGCUCUGUGGACAGAAACAAAUGACUGAGGAAGUCACCUCAAUUCUUGUAGCAGAUGGGGUGUCAAGUGAGAAGAUACUAAAGAACUUCUGACAAACCAGAUGGAGUUCAUAUUGUUGUAUUAUUAUUGAGCAACAGCUAGUGAUUUAUUCGGCCCCUCCGAUGAACAUUAUCUCGGCUUGGCAUCAAAAAAUAAAACCAAUCUUGGGAUUUUUGAGCAUGUGUGGGCUAUGGAGAUCCUGCUGUUCUUCCAAUAGCAAUCUAUAUUGGAGAUACACGUCCCACGCCAUGGACUUGAGCCCAUUACCUGAAGAAAGGACAACUUGAGAAUGAGAUGGUGAACAAUAGAGAUACACGUGGACCAUGCUGCAUUGCCAAUUGCAAUUACUCUAGAUUAAAUCCCAAAUUUCUCAAUUACAAAGUUUUCUUCCAAACUGGUUAAAGGAAUUUCAUCAAACCCAAUCUACUAAAUUGACGUGUUCAAAAUUCAUGUGUUCUUACAUGCA
Molecule: messenger RNA, 1860 nt
Organism: Alnus glutinosa
Lineage: Eukaryota; Viridiplantae; Streptophyta; Magnoliopsida; Fagales; Betulaceae
Product: fruit protein pKIWI502
Exons: 5
Coding region: 542-1447 (301 amino acids)
Molecular function (GO): oxidoreductase activity
Source: RefSeq, a predicted model, not a curated record